AUGGUACUCUGCGGAUAACUAACGCCGUUUUUAACAGAGUCGGCUUGUUUUACUGACGCUGACCAAUCAGAAGACGAUACGUCUAGAAGAGAGCUGAUAAUUUAAGAGAAACUAAACAAAAUUGACAGUCUUUGAAGUAAUAAAGUAAGAUAAACAACUGGGAAUUGCAAAAAAUAUAUAAAAAAAAAUUGUCAACGUCACCGGCUUAUUGCAGUUAAUGUUCUUUUCUUCCAUUUGUUCUGGAAACUUUGUUUAACAAUAAAAGAGAAAAUGUUGCUAAAAGCGAGUUUGUGUAUUUUCCUCUCAGUAUUGCUGCCCACGGCGUGGGCUUUUUAUUCUCCCAGUGAUGGUGUUAUCGAAUUGACACCCUCCAACUUUGAUAGAUUAGUGGUGCAAGAUGAUGCCAUCUGGGUGGUGGAGUUUUAUGCUCCCUGGUGUGGUCACUGUCAAAGUUUAGUGCCUGAAUACAAAAAACUUGCUAAAGCUGUGAAAGGUGUCGUUAAAGUAGGUUCCGUCAAUGCCGAUGAACACCAGUCGUUGGGUGGUCAAUAUGGUGUAAGAGGUUUCCCCACCAUUAAAAUCUUUGGCGCCAACAAACGUUCGCCCUCUGACUACAAUGGCCAACGCACAGCUAAAGCUAUUGCGGAGGCGGCUUUAGCUGAAGCUAAGAAAAAAGUUCAAGCUGCUUUUGGCGGUGGUAGCAGCGGCGGCAGCAGCAGCGGUGGUUCUUCAAGCGGUGAUGAUGUCAUUGAGUUAACAGAUGAUAACUUCGAUAAGUUGGUAUUGCAAUCUGAAGAUGAUUGGUUGGUGGAAUUCUUUGCUCCCUGGUGUGGUCACUGCAAGAACUUGGCUCCCGAAUGGGCUAAGGCCGCUAGUCAACUUAAGGGCAAAGUUAAAUUGGGUGCUCUUGAUGCUACUGUCCAUCAAAGCAAGGCUGCGGAAUACGGUGUUAGAGGCUAUCCCACGAUUAAAUAUUUCCCUGCUGGUAAGAAACGCUCCUCAGAUGCUCAGGAAUAUGAUGGUGGUCGCACAUCUUCUGAUAUUGUUACCUGGGCCUUGGAUAAACACGCUGCCAAUGUGGCUCCCCCAGAGUUGGUAGAAAUCAUAGAUGAAACCUCUUUCGAUAAGGCUUGUGAAGGUAAACCUUUGUGCAUUAUCUCUGUGCUACCUCAUAUUCUUGACUGUGAUGCCAAGUGCCGUAAUAAGUUCUUGGACACCCUACGCACCUUGGGUGACAAAUUCAAACAGAAACAAUGGGGUUGGGGCUGGUCCGAAGCCACCGCUCAAUUGGAAUUGGAAGAAUCUUUGGAAAUUGGUGGUUUCGGUUAUCCCGCCAUGGCUGUGGUCAAUUUCAAGAAAAUGAAAUUCUCCGUACUUAAGGGUUCUUUCUCACAAGAUGGCAUCAAUGAAUUUUUACGUGAUAUUUCCUUUGGCCGUGGUCAAACUGCACCUGUUAAGGGAGCCAAGAAACCAAAGAUCAAUACAGUUCCCGCCUGGGAUGGUAAAGAUGGUCAAUUGCCCGUCGAAGAAGAUAUUGAUCUUUCGGACAUUGAUUUGGAUGAUGAAGUCAAGGAUGAAUUGUAAACCAAAUUUAAUUUUAAAUAUAACAAAACUUCCUUUUCACCUACCACAUACUUACAUUUGUAAUUUAUCAUAUAAGACUGUAUCAUUGAAUUAAUCAUAUUGAUCUAUUAUACUUGGAACAACUUAAACAAAUGCAUUUGAAAAACUACA
Lucilia sericata (common green bottle fly) is the source of this 1734-nucleotide messenger RNA. RefSeq names its product protein disulfide-isomerase A6 homolog (gene CaBP1). Gene Ontology annotation, biological process: response to endoplasmic reticulum stress. The record is from RefSeq and is a predicted model, not a curated record. Gene Ontology annotation, molecular function: protein disulfide isomerase activity; protein-disulfide reductase activity. The transcript is spliced from 3 exons. Lineage: Eukaryota; Metazoa; Arthropoda; Insecta; Diptera; Calliphoridae. Gene Ontology annotation, cellular component: endoplasmic reticulum lumen. Bases 271 to 1584 code for a protein of 437 amino acids.